CUGCAUCUGCUAUUUUAAGAUUGAUUGUAAAAUAGUUUUUUGCGUCUUUGUAGAAUGUCCUUUUCUCCCUUGUUGUUGAACUUCUUCUUGUGUUUAUAGAGCUGAACUUUCAGGCGGUUGCUGUUUGUUUUUGGGCGAUAACAGAGGUUAGUUGGGUGGUAAUGUUGUCCACAGGAUCAGUCAAAUUACAGGCUUGCCAUUCAUUGUCUAUGUGAGCAGCCAGGCAAAGCAUUCUGGUAGCACUGUGGCGCAUUUCGAAAGAUGGUGGUUACGUUGGCUGCUGCUCAUUUGCAAUAAAGUACAGGUCUAGGCAACUUUCUUUAAGUCUUCAAGGGGAAAUUAGUCGCUGUGCUCUGAGCAGCAUGGAGGCUUCAAAGAUGAGGAUGGCGGUCUCGUACUUACAACAGGUUUACAACUGGUUGUUUGCUGUAAUCAGUCAUUUUUAUUACACAUUCUUGUUUAUUUGAACAUAGUAUGAAGCUUCAACAAUCUGAGUAAGAAGAAUCAAGUCUUUUUGUUUUCUCUGACUAUUUCAUGAGCUAUGGUGGAGGGAUGAUGACACAAAAAUGUAUUUUGAAUUAAAAAGUAACUUUGGAAAAUCCCCACUGGAUUUAUCUCACAGUGUGAACAAGAGGAAUGACUACAGCAAGCAAAUCAUGCAAAAUAAAAAUGUGAACCUAUCCUCAAGGCCCCAGCGUACCAGCUACACUUCAUUUCCCUAGCACUGUUAUCACAUUGAUGAGCUGUGAUCCUCUUCCUGUUCUUGACUUUGUUCUGUAAACAUACCCGUAGUCAAGCAACAGGCACCUGCCUGUCUGCUUCCUGCCUUAGCCCUGUUAGAUUUGCCUGUUUGAACUGCCAUAAAGUUACCAAACUGCAAGCUUGUUUUGGCAAAGUUUCUUUAUCGGCAAUUGGGGGAAUCUAUCGUAACUCACUGGGCACGCCUGACCCUACCCAUCCAUGCUAACUUGCGCUACUAAUUAGACAGGCCUAGGAAGAGAGUGACUCAGCCACAGCAGCUCAUGUAUUCGUAAGACAAAAGGCUUUUGAGUCGCAAUCUGCAACAAAACCGCUAGAUGCCACUAAAUUACACAUGACCAUUUAUCCAUUAUAUUAUAAUCUGCUUACUUACUGUCAGCUCCACAGCAAAUAUUUCCAUUCAUGCUGCAGCAUUGAAUUUCUAUGUAGUAUGUAUCUUGGAAGCUGGUCUGAUGUCAUAUCUUUUUUCAGGUUGGGAAGGUGAAGGUUUGGGGGUCUGACAGCAGUCAGACAGCAAAGUCUGCCACUAUACCUGCACGAGUUUAAUAGGGAGCCAAAAUGGUGAAAGCUACGGAGCUCUGGAAUAUUCUGCAGGAUUUAGGAGAAGACGAGUUUAAGCAUUUCAAAUGGUUCCUGAAGCAGGAUGACAUCCUGGAGGGUUGUACAGGAAUCCCAGUGGCUCGGUUGGAGAAAGCAGAAAGGCAGGACACAGUGGAUCUCAUGGUACAGAAAUAUCAGGGUUCUGGAGCUCUGAAGCUAACCUUGAAGGUUUUAGAAAAUAUCUACAGGAAUGACCUGGUGCAGCGUUUGCAAAACUCCAGCCCGGGGGCAAAAGACGUCACGAACCAUGGAUCUGUUCUUCUCAAAAGUGAUUAUGAAAAACAGAAGGCUGAGCUUGGGGCUAAAAUUAAACUGAUGAUCCAGGAGAGACAGAUGAAGAUCGGAGAAAUCAGACACUCAGCAGAUCUCAGCAGCAAAUCUGCAGACAGACAUAUCGCAGACAGUGAGCAGGUGUUUACUGCUUUGCUGCAGUCCGUCAAGACAAGUCUGGAUACUCUCAUCGAAGCCAUUAAUGAAAAGCGAAAAGAGACACAGAAACAGGCCAAAGAAUUCAUCCAAGAGCUGGAGCAGGAAAUCUCCGAGCUGACAAAGAAAAGCACUAAGAUGGAGCAGCUCUCACGAACUGAAGACCACCCUGACUUCCUGAAUCUGUUCUCAUCCCUGAAUGCUAUUCCAACCACCAAAAACUGGACAGAAGUCACCAUUCCUCCUCCAUCUUAUGGGGGAAGCGUGGGUGCCACUAUGAAUCAGCUGGAGGAAAAAUUCAGCAAAGAGAAGAAGAAGUUGAUCGACAAGGCCAAGUUGAACAGGGUACAGCAGUUCACAAAGGAUGUGACUCUAGAUCCCGAUACAGCAAAUCCCUACCUCAUUUUAUCUGACGAUGGGAAACAAGUUUACUGUGGUGGCGUAAAACAAAAUCUCCCAGAUAACCCGGAAAGAUUUAAUACUGCUAGUAAUGUUUUGGGAAAGCAGAGUUUCUCUUCAGGGAGAUUUUACUACGAGGUUCUGGUUAAGGGGAAGACUUCCUGGGAUUUGGGUGUCGUCAAAGAGUCGAUUAACAGAAAGGGAUCGAUCACAGCGAGCCCCAUGAACGGCUACUGGACUAUGUGUUUAAGGACCGGAGUCGGUGUAAAAUAUCCGCCAAAGAAGGUGGGCGUGUUUGUGGAUUAUGACAAAGGUUCAGUCUCCUUUUAUGACGUAGAUACUGCCGACAUUAUCCAAAAGUUUAAUGACUGUUCCUUCACUGAGAAACUCUACCCAUUCUUCAGUCCCGGUCCUUAUCAUGGUGGUAAAAACUCCACCCCUCUGAUCAUCUCUCCUGUCAAUUACAACGAUUAGGUGGAUUUGAUCAAGCAUCCAUUCAAAACGAUUCCACAAUUCACGAAUCAGCUGAAAAGGUUUCGGGGUUUGGUUGUUGUGCCACUGUCUGUUUGAUGAAAUGGAGUUACAGAUGUGUGUGCUGCCUUGCUAUGAUCAUCACAAAUAGUCAAGGAAGUCUUUUCUGGUCCAGUAUUCAACUUAUACAGUGUGAUGUAGAAACUUGAAGCCACGAGCGCACAUCAACUGAAAAUGGACUUUACAUCUUGUGUCCAACAGGAAAACUUGACACAUUGUUGUUCCAAGCAGAUUAUUUGUUCUAACAUAAAAACAUCUGGAGGGGAUCAAUAAUAUCUGUUCUAUAAACAAGGAUAUUAACCUCCCCCAACUUGUAAUAUAUAUUAUUAAUGUAUUCUGUAUGGUACCCUCUUUUUUUUUUUUUUAGCAUUGAGGAUGGAAUAGCCAGUUUUUGUACUCUCACGUCAUUAU
This is a messenger RNA of Dicentrarchus labrax (European seabass), 3126 nucleotides long. RefSeq names its product E3 ubiquitin-protein ligase TRIM21. The coding region runs from base 1318 to 2658 and encodes 446 amino acids. The record is from RefSeq and is a predicted model, not a curated record. The transcript is spliced from 3 exons. NCBI's taxonomy places the organism in Eukaryota, Metazoa, Chordata, Actinopteri, Moronidae. Gene Ontology annotation, molecular function: protein binding.